Molecule: messenger RNA, 1466 nt
Organism: Miniopterus natalensis
Lineage: Eukaryota; Metazoa; Chordata; Mammalia; Chiroptera; Miniopteridae
Source: RefSeq, a predicted model, not a curated record
UGGGGGUCCAUUGCGCUGUCACGCUGUCUGAGAGAUCAUAGGACCGGGAGGCCUGUCCCAGGCCAAGCAGGGUCCGGGGCCCUUAAACUCAGGGAACGUGUGUUGCCGUCCAAGGGCUCCUCAGUUCUGUUGGCCUGUCUUACAGUCCGGUCGCUGAUGGCUCACUGUCCCUAAUCUGGGAUCAAUCCCACGAUCUAGGGUCAGAAGUGGUCCUCAGACUGUGGUCGCUGAUAAUUGCACCCCUAAUCUUAAACUCUGUAUCUACCUAAACUGAGGUCUGUAUCUUAAACUCUGUAUCUACCUAAUCUUAAACUCUGUAUCUACCUAAACUGAGGAUUGACAGCCCCCACGCACCUGGGUCUCAACCUUAGCCUUCGCCCAAUGAGCUCCUCUGCACAAGAUGAGGCCUCCAGAGAAGCCCCCAGUGAAGCCCCACACCACAACUAUCAGUCCCUUCGUGUGACAGCUGCCCAGAGACACAUUCUACACGUACAGCUAAACCGUCCCGAGAAGAGGAAUGCCAUGAACAAGGCCUUCUGGAGCGAGAUGGUGGAGUGCUUCAACAAGAUAGCACAAGAUGCUGACUGCCGGGCUGUGGUGAUCUCUGGUGCAGGAAAGAUGUUCACUUCAGGUCUCGACCUCGUGGAGAUGGCUGGAGACCUCCUUCAGCCUCAAGGAGAUGAUGCUGCCCGCAUAAGCUGGUCCCUCCGUGGCCUCAUCACCAGAUACCAAGAGACCUUCAGCGUCAUCGAGAAGUGCCCGAAACCGGUGAUUGCAGCCAUCCACGGGGGCUGCGUUGGCGGAGGUGUGGACCUCAUCACCGCCUGUGACAUCCGGUACUGUGCCCAGGAUGCUUUCUUUCAGGUGAAGGAGGUGGAUGUGGGUUUGGCAGCGGAUGUGGGAACGCUGCAGCGGCUGCCCAGAGUCAUCGGGAACCAGAGCCUGGUCAACGAGCUGGCCUUCACCGCCCGCAAGAUGAUGGCUGACGAGGCGCUGGGCAGUGGGCUGGUCAGCCGAGUGUUCCCAGACAAGGAGGCCAUGCUGGACGCGGCCUUCGCCCUGGCGGCCGAGAUUUCCAGCAAGAGCCCCGUGGCGGUUCAGGGCACUAAAGUCAACCUGCUCUACUCCCGGGACCAUUCGGUGGCCGAGGGCCUCAACUACAUGGCCGCCUGGAACAUGAGCAUGCUGCAGACUCAGGACAUCGUGAAGUCUGUCCAGGCAGCGAUGGAGAAGAAGGAACUGAACAGCGUCACCUUCUCCAAGCUCUGAGAGCCCCCACGUCCCAGGCCCAGGCAGGGGUCUGGCUUUGCCCCACCUGGUGCCUGGGUUCCACAGAGAGGGAGGGUUAGUGAAGAUGGUCACCUUGCUGCCUUCUCAUCCAGUCGCCCAGUUUAUAACUUUAACCCUGAUUUCUUCAUGCCCAGGAUCAUACCUUCACCCCACGAACAAUAAAGCAAAGUCAAGAA